UUAGGGGAAACCACUUCGGUGGAAUCUUCUCUGGUCCUCUACAGAUUUGGUCACCUUUUCCUCUAUUGAACUCUUGGGAUUACAGAUGUGGAGUGGCUCCUUGGAUAUUUAUUUAUAAUGUUUUUAUUUAUUUGUGAGCUUAUAGACUUCCCCCAUGGAUGGAAUAUGUUGCUACCUCGAUACACAGUGACUACCCUGAUCCAGCUGAGGGACAAGGUGUGGACGGGAGGAUUCAACCUGUUCCAAAGACAUAAUCAAGAACAAGGGAAGGUUAUAAUAUGUCAUAUUUCUAGGUUCGGAAGAUGUCGAAAUUAGUCAAACUUUUUUUUGGAGGAAUGGUACCCAUAAGCUGGUAAGUCCCAGUAAUACAAUUUAUUCAUUUUUAUACCCGUAUAGUUAUUUAUACUGGAGUAGCAGGCUAUAGGUUGAGUAUGGAUUAUGAGAGGCACAACUUUUCUCAACGGUUUCUGGCUAAUUUGACCCUGAGGAACAAAACUAGGGUGCUGUCAUUUACUGUCACCCGAGCGAACAUCGACAUUUUGCCAAGCCCUUUUAGCGUGCGUGCUCAUCCGUAUCUCAGCUUCUGAAGGUUGUAGACACUUGAAUUUGGUCUCAAAAUGACCAGAAUAUGCAUGUUUAUAUAUACACUAUAAGCUCUAAAACCUUUACUUUUUGAGAUAUUCAAGAUUUUUUGGGGGGGAUGUGUGGGGCGCAAAAAGCUUCAAAUCUUGAAUUUCUUGAAUAUCUCGAAAAGUAAAGGUUUGAAAGCUUAUACUUCAUAGUGAAUAAUGACGAACAAGCGAAUGUUAAAAUAUGUAGAUUAGUCCAUUUUAUUUUUUGAGAAAAUGGUAACCAGUAAGCUGGUAAGUCCCAUUAAUAAAAUGUAUUCAUUUUUAUACCCGUAUAGUUAUUUAAGUGUCUCUAUGUGCUUCGUUGAAUUGACGUUCAAAAGCCGUAUACGUCACUACGUCACUACGUGACUACGUGACUACGUGACUACGUUAUCGUCGCCAUUACUAGGUCUUGUAACACAGUUCAACACGAUGGGCUAUUUACGGUUUCUUUGGGUGAGUUCAAAGUAAAAAUUAAGCUUUUUAGUUCAGCUUCAGUUAUCAGUUAAUCAAUCAGUUAUCUUCAGUUCAUGUUAUGAUGGAAUCUUUUUGUACAGAAGAAUGCGUCGGUCAUGUUAAAGUUGCUAGCUAGCAUAAAUGUAGCCUGUAGGCUAAGCACAUACAAGCAUGGCUGACCUUAAAUACUAACUUAAAUACUAAGUUGAAGUUUAUUCAUCAUUCAAAGAUAAGCUCCAAUGACCAGAAUGAACCAGCACAUGUAAGAGAUGUUUUCAUUUGAACGUGCUUUCAAAGGCUGUAGUGUAUACUCGAGGAAAUGCUGUGAAUUACUGAACAGCCAUGCAUUUGUGUAGUGACACAUCAUUUCAUAUUUUGCAGGGAACCAUCAGGAAUGUGCAACAUCCUCCACUGUCAAGUCAGUAUGGCAAUGAUGGAGAGCCUGCAUUGUCUGUCAACGAUGGCAGAACCUUCUACCAUAGACGGGCUCUUAUGGCACCAGGCCCCUUCAACUCCAGAUUGGGCGUGGCCUUCGACUUGAGAAGGGGUGGUGCAGGAACACUCGGCGUGAGAUUUGGGGCUCUUAUGGCACUAGGCCCCUUCAACUCCAGAUUGGGCGUGGCCUUCGACUUGAGAAGGGGUGGUGCAGGAACACUCGGCGUGAGAUUUGAGGUUCUUAUGGCACUAGGCCCCUUCAACUCCAGAUUGGGCGUGGCCUUCGACUUGAGAAGGGGUGGUGCAGGAACACUCGGCGUGAGAUUUGGGGCUCUUAUGGCACUAGGCCCCUUCAACUCCAGAUUGGGCGUGGCCUUCGACUUGAGAAGGGGUGGUGCAGGAACACUCGGCGUGAGAUUUGGGGCUCUUAUGGCACUAGGCCCCUUCAACUCCAGAUUGGGCGUGGCCUUCGACUUGAGAAGGGGUGGUGCAGGAACACUCGGCGUGAGAUUUGGGGCUCUUAUGGCACCAGGCCCCUUCAACUCCAGAUUGGGCGUGGCCUUCGACUUGAGAAGGGGUGGUGCAGGAACACUCGGCGUGAGAUUUGGGGGUACGAUAAUCUUCUACUUGAGGACGAGCCGUAUAGGAACCUUUUCCUUGAUCCAUGUCUUCUAAUCUGGAGAUGGGGCGCAAAAGGAGCUUCUGUUGAAGGCUAAUAAAGUUUUUAUCUUAA
Messenger RNA from Clupea harengus (Atlantic herring), 2235 nucleotides. RefSeq lists its product as uncharacterized. The record is from RefSeq and is a predicted model, not a curated record. The coding region runs from base 1410 to 2177 and encodes 255 amino acids. Lineage: Eukaryota; Metazoa; Chordata; Actinopteri; Clupeiformes; Clupeidae. The transcript is spliced from 9 exons.